AAGGAGAAUCGCGUAAUUUUAUUCUAUGUUACCGUCGAUCAAACCCAUCUAUCUAUCUAUUAGUGAGUACUAGUUUUGCCCUAAUUUCAGUGAAUUCUUCCCGCCACGCCAUCAACUUCAGCUGCCGCCUUCGCCGCCGUGAAGAUUCAAGAAUCGACGCCACCCUCGCUUCUUCUUAUCUCAGAUUGAUUGUUUUUCGUUUCUUUCGAUAUGUCAUCGCUUAAGAAUGCAAUUCCUCGACGGGCUCAUAAGGAGCGAGCUCAACCGCAUUCGAGGAAGAGGUUUGGGCUUCUUGAGAAGCAUAAGGAUUAUGUUGUUCGUGCUAAAGCUUAUCACCAGAAAGAAGAGACUCUACGGGGACUCAAAGAGAAAGCGGCUUUUAGGAAUCCAGAUGAAUUUUACUUUAAGAUGAUCAAAACAAAAACUAUUGAUGGAGUUCAUAGACCAGAGAGUGAGGCAAACAAGUACACUCAAGAAGAAUUAAUGUUGAUGAAGACCCAAGAUAUAGGAUAUAUUCUUCAGAAGUUACAAAGUGAAAAAAAUAAAAUUGAAAAAUUAACUACCAUGUUGCACUCUUUGGAUAAUAAUCCCACAAACAAACAUGUUUACUAUGCUGAAGACAGGGAAGAGGCUAAACAAAUAAAGUCUCAAUUGGAAAGGAAGGAUAUUGUGCCUGCGUCUGUGGACAUUCCUGAUCAUAUCAAGAGGAAGACUGCUGCUUCCUACAGAGAACUAGAAGGGAGGAGAAGUCGAGUACAGGAAUUGGAAAAAAUAUAUAUGGAUAUGGCAUUGCAGAAGGAAUUACAGAAGAAGGGUCGGAAACGCAAGCUCCGUGAGGAUGAGAUUGUAUCCCCAACAUCGAGACCAGUAUACAAGUGGCGGACAGAAAGAAAAAGGUGAAGUGUGUGUUUUGUAGGGAAUUUGGUGAAUUAGAUUUAAAUUCAUGUUUGGAGAAUUAUUAGGACUAGGGAGUUGAAGUAAAAGAUGAACCUAUUGGGAUGUAUUAAUGACCAUUCCUAAGUAUGGUCAUUGUAGUUUUUAUGUCAAGCUUGAAAAUCUAAAAUUAAAUUUCUAUGUAAUUGUGUCUGUGUUUUAUAUUUUUGGGGCUUCUAAGUGUUGUAAUUUGGUGAAUUACUGCUCUGCUAUACAGGGAAUGAAAUUUUGGUGAUUUAAAACUUAUAAAAUUUUGCAUCAAAAACAAUUACCUGAUGCUUUAUAACCA
Messenger RNA from Mangifera indica (mango), 1222 nucleotides. RefSeq names its product probable U3 small nucleolar RNA-associated protein 11. Gene Ontology annotation, biological process: rRNA processing. Bases 211 to 900 code for a protein of 229 amino acids. Gene Ontology annotation, cellular component: small-subunit processome; nucleolus. The transcript has 9 exons. The record is from RefSeq and is a predicted model, not a curated record. NCBI's taxonomy places the organism in Eukaryota, Viridiplantae, Streptophyta, Magnoliopsida, Sapindales, Anacardiaceae.